UUUGAAAGCUUAACCUAGAUCUCAUAGGUCUCGGAUACGGAUUUGGAUCCAUUUUUAAAAAAUGGAAAGAGGCAAAACUUGUUAAUUUCGACCCUAACGGGGCGACCCACGGGCCUAAUCCGCAGGAUUCCAGAUAUGCAUAAUACUUCCUUAGUUAGUUCUCUACCAUAAUCCCGACGCGCUUACCUCUACUCUGCUUUGUUCGACUUCUCUGUUAACAACUAAUAAUCCCGUUCACAGUUUAUGAGCAUUAUAUUCCACCAUAAAAGUUGAUUUUGUUUUUAUCGUGUUCGGCCGUAGAUUAUAUAGAUGGCGGCGUCUAUUGCUAGCUGCAACUUCAGCAUUUCAGGCCCUUUUCAGUUCAAAGCUGGCAAAGAUUGUUUGGUUCUGUUUCAUUGCUCUAAUAGGUUCAAACCCAGAGAGCAUCCUUCUGUUCUGGUGAUGCCUAAAAAUAUAACUACCUUAAAGAUUGAGAAUACUUUACGAGCAAGUCAUGAUGUCAAAUGCAGCUCAUAUGCCCCAAAAAGUUGUCUGCGCUUGAGUGUUGAUAAUAGUGAUGAACAGCAAUGUUUUGGAUACUUAAUGAAUUGGUUCAGGGCAAUGAAAACUGUUCUAUCAUUUCUUGCUGAACAGCCAAGUCAGCUGAAGCACAUAGAAUGGCCAAGCAUCCAGACAACAGUUAGUUCUGAAGACUGCUAGCCUGGCCCUUGCCCUAGUCGGUCUGUUUAUCAUUGCAUUGGCAUCCGUUGAUUCUGCUCUAUGCUAUGUAUUGGCUUUGUUUUCAAGAAGGGCAACUUGAUAUGUGGAUUCUUCUCUGUGUUAUGUAUCUUUAUAACUGAUUUUUUUGUAGGAAUUGUUUUCAUUUGCUUGUGCUUUCAAGAAGUUAUUUAGUUUAUACGUAGUAUAUCAUAAGAAAAGUAAUAAUAGAAGUUUGUUUGAAGUGUUUGAUAAAAAUAUUCUUUAAUACGGAGUACUAAGUAUAUUGUUGGGGUAAUCCGGUAAUAUGUUAUACAAAAUGUA
Molecule: messenger RNA, 1020 nt
Organism: Cuscuta epithymum
Lineage: Eukaryota; Viridiplantae; Streptophyta; Magnoliopsida; Solanales; Convolvulaceae
Source: the annotation of a GenBank genome assembly